UUAUUUAUUCCAUUCAUUUGCUGUUUUGCAUCAUCUCUAUCACAAAACUCUCCCUAACCACACAUUAUAACAGACUUAGCAGCUCCCCACCCAGCUGCCCCUAAUUUGCAUGUAUAAAUAUCUUCACAGAUUAUCAAACAUCUCUCUCUAAACUCCUUUCUUCCUCUCCCUCAAUCCAAAUAUUUCAUCAAGACUUGAAAAUGGCAACACAAUGGUGUUUUGCCUUAGCUCUUUGCACGGCCAUUUUAAUGUUCCCAAGCACAGUUCUUGCCAAGGGCUCAAUACAGAAAAUGAAUGUGAUCGACAAGUGCUGGCAAUGGAACCCGAAUUGGCGGCGCCACCGGCAGCAGCUUGCCACCUGCUCGGUGGGUUUUUCCGGGAAGAUGACCAACAAUGUUGGUCGGGGCUUGACACGGUACAAAGUCACCGAUCCCAGCGACAAUCCACUAAGCCCCAAACCAGGAACUCUGAGAUAUGGGUUGAGCAACAUCAAAGGGAAGGUUUGGAUCACAUUUCAAAGGGACAUGAAAAUUAAGCUUGAAAGACCACUGCUUGUUAGCAGUUUUACUGCCAUUGAUGGGCGUGGUACCAGUGUUCACAUUGCAGGAGGUGCUUGCUUGAUGUUGCAAAGGGUACUGAACCAUUCACUACCUUCAACUUUCAUCUGAUUUACAGAGUUAUAUGUAGUUAAUUGGAAAGCUCACACCCACAACCAA
Molecule: messenger RNA, 716 nt
Organism: Ilex paraguariensis (yerba mate)
Lineage: Eukaryota; Viridiplantae; Streptophyta; Magnoliopsida; Aquifoliales; Aquifoliaceae
Source: the annotation of a GenBank genome assembly